ACACUACCAUUUCUCUCCAUUUUCAAUUUUUUUUUGAAAUUUUCUCUUCUCUCUUUCUCUCUGAGAUUUUCUCCGACGACGAAUCUCGUUCUUCGUUUCACACUUCUGCAAAAAUGGUGAUGGCUCAGAAGCUGAAGGAAGCAGAGAUCACUGAGCAGGACUCGCUUCUUCUGACUAGGAAUUUGCUUCGUAUUGCUAUAUUCAACAUCAGCUAUAUCAGAGGACUCUUUCCUGAGAAGUAUUUCAACGAUAAAUCGGUUCCUGCUUUAGAUAUGAAGAUUAAGAAGCUAAUGCCUAUGGACGCUGAAUCUCGCCGAUUAAUUGAUUGGAUGGAGAAAGGAGUCUACGAUGCGCUUCAGAGGAAAUAUUUGAAGACGCUCAUGUUCUGCAUAUGUGAAACUGUAGAUGGUCCGAUGAUUGAGGAAUACGCAUUUUCUUUCAGCUAUUCAGAUUCUGACAGCCAAGAUGUCAUGAUGAAUAUCAAUCGUACUGGCAAUAAGAAAAAUGGAGGAACAUUUAACUCCACUGCUGACAUUACUCCAAAUCAAAUGAGGAGUUCAGCUUGCAAAAUGGUUCGUACAUUAGUUCAGCUGAUGAGAACUCUUGACAAAAUGCCAGAUGAGCGCACCAUAGUGAUGAAGCUUCUGUACUACGAUGAUGUGACGCCACCAGAUUAUGAGCCACCUUUCUUCAGAGGCUGUACAGAAGACGAAGCUCAGUAUGUAUGGACAAAGAAUCCUCUGAGGAUGGAAAUUGGGAAUGUUAACAGUAAACAUCUCGUGUUAACGCUAAAGGUCAAGAGCGUGCUUGAUCCUUGUGAGGAUGAAAAUGACGACAUGCAAGAUGAUGGGAAGAGUAUUGGACCUGAUUCUGUACAUGAUGACCAGCCUUCUGAUUCAGAUAGCGAGAUCAGUCAAACACAAGAAAAUCAAUUCAUUGUGGCGCCAGUAGAGAAACAAGAUGACGAUGAUGGAGAGGUUGAUGAAGAUGACAACACACAGGAUCCGGUUGAGAAUGAACAGCAGUUAGCAAGGGUAAAGGACUGGAUCAACUCCCGUCACCUCGAUACCCUGGAGCUCACAGAUAUUCUUGCAAACUUCCCAGAUAUCUCAAUAGUUCUAUCUGAAGGUAAAUCAAGCUUAAUGAUGAUAAAAAUCAUGGAUCAGCUAGUGACAGAAGGUGUUCUUUCGAAAACAGGCAAGGAAACGUACAUUAAAAAGAGAGACAAGCAGACACCAGAGAGCGAAUUCACCUUUGUCAAAGAGGAAGCUGAUGGUCAAACUGCCCCAACGGAUCGGAAACCUGUAGCUCCUGAAGACUACUUGUACAUGAAAGCUCUAUACCAUUCUCUUCCGAUGAAUUAUGUGACGAUUACAAAGCUUCACAACAUGCUGGAUGGUGAAGCUAAUCAGACUGCAGUUCGUAAAUUGAUGGACAGGAUGACACAAGAGGGCUACGUGGAAGCUUCGAGCAACCGCAGGCUAGGGAAGCGUGUGAUUCAUUCUAGUCUAACUGAGAGGAAGCUAAAUGAAGUCAGAAAGGUUCUUGACACAGAUGAUAUGGAUGUGGAUGUUAACGAAGCUAUUAACAAGACGAACGGCCUAGAGGCCAAAGUAACCGCAGAUGUAUCUACCUGUGGAGGAAUCCACUCCAUAGGUUCAGACUUCACACGUACGAAAGGAAGAUCUGGUGGAAUGCAGCAGAACGGCUCUGUUCUAAGUGAACAGACCAUCUCUAAAGCUGGGAACACUCCCAUUAGCAACAAAGCACAGCCUGCGGCUUCGAGGGAGAGCUUUGCGGUACAUGGAGCGACUGCUAAGGAGGCCGAGACAGUCAACUGUAGCCAAGCCUCACAGGACAGACGUGGCAGGAAAACCAGCAUGGUGAGAGACCCAAUUCUGCAGUACUCGAAGCGUCAGAAAUCUCAAGCUAAUUGAAGAUACCACCUCUAUCAGACACCAUAUAACCACCUUCCUCAGUGGUUAUGAUAUUAUCUAUCUACUCUACACUCGCUUUUUAUUGCUUUAUUCUUCCUCUGCAUUUUCAGACUAUUUUCAUGCUUGUCUUAAAGUCUCAUUUCUUAUGGCUUUUGGGAAGACAAUUUAUUGCAUUAAAGGUUGCAAAAAGUA
Arabidopsis arenosa is the source of this 2129-nucleotide messenger RNA. NCBI's taxonomy places the organism in Eukaryota, Viridiplantae, Streptophyta, Magnoliopsida, Brassicales, Brassicaceae. The record is from the annotation of a GenBank genome assembly.